AAGCAGAAGUAUAUUAAAGAUACUCAAGAAAGCCUCAGACUUCUCAGGAAAACUGGUAGAGAAUGCAUUGAGAGACGCAGAAAGGCAAUUGAAGAUGGAGAAGACAUUCCGGUGGAUAUACUCACACAGAUCCUGAAAGCUCAGGAGGAUGAAUGUGAUAUGGAAGAUUUGAUAGAUAACUUUGUUACUUUCUUCAUCGCAGGGCAAGAAACAACUGCCAACCAGUUAUCAUUUACAGUGAUAGAACUGGCACAAAACCCGGACAUUCUGAAAAAGGCCCAGGAUGAAGUGGAUGAAGUUAUUGGUUCCAAAAGAGACCUUGAUUAUGAUGAUCUUGGAAAACUGCAAUACUUAUCUCAGGUCUUGAAGGAAAGUUUACGACUCUACCCUACUGCUCCAGGUACGUCACGUGCCCUAGAAGAAGAAACUAUUAUAGAGGAUGUGAGAAUUCCCGCUAAAUCAAGCCUGAUGUUUAACUCCUACAUCAUGGGAAGGAUGGAGCAGUUUUACCCAGAUCCCCUUGUAUUCAACCCAGAUCGAUUUCACCCUGAUGCUCCCAAGCCAUAUUUUACAUAUUUCCCAUUUUCUCUUGGACCACGUUCUUGUAUUGGACAAGUCUUUGCACAGUUGGAAGCGAAGGUGGUAAUGGCCAAGCUCCUGCAGAGAUUCGAGUUUGAGUUGGUGGAAGGACAAAGCUUCAAGAUAUAUGACACAGGCUCCCUACGACCCAUGGGAGGGGCAAUAUGUAGACUGAGGCCCCGAACAAACUCUGGAACCAUGAAGAAAUAG
Molecule: messenger RNA, 789 nt
Organism: Staurois parvus
Lineage: Eukaryota; Metazoa; Chordata; Amphibia; Anura; Ranidae
Source: the annotation of a GenBank genome assembly